This is a messenger RNA of Benincasa hispida (wax gourd), 1492 nucleotides long. RefSeq names its product transcription factor TCP10-like. Gene Ontology annotation, molecular function: DNA-binding transcription factor activity; sequence-specific DNA binding. Lineage: Eukaryota; Viridiplantae; Streptophyta; Magnoliopsida; Cucurbitales; Cucurbitaceae. Gene Ontology annotation, cellular component: nucleus. The record is from RefSeq and is a predicted model, not a curated record.
ACAACCAUAAAAAAUUUUCCUAAUUUUUUACAAAGGCUAGAAUCUCAAAAAUGAUUAAACAAGAUCAACUUUAAUUAACAUGAUAAACAAUUCUACACUAUCAAACAUUGAAAUCUAAGACUCUUUCUCGGAUGGAAUCCGCUCCCAUUUAUUAGCCGCAACCAAAGACUGGACAAUGUCAGUGUCAGUCACAAGUUCUCAUCUCCACUACUCUCAAGGUUUGAUUCUUCCCUUUCUUCACAAACUUCCACAUUUAAUUCCUCCAAUUCUACCAAUGGUCCCUCCCAUUUGAUUCUGAUGUUUCCAUCUUUUUGUGACAAUCAGAAGAUAAGAAAGAAUCGAAUUUCAUAAACACCCUCUAUUCAAAAUUCCCUAUUUCAUGAAUCUCCGCCCAUUAUCCGCCGGAAAAUGAAGACCAGCACCGGCGGCGAGAUUGUUCCAGUCCAAGGCGGCCAUAUCCUUCGGUCCACCGGCAGGAAAGACCGUCAUAGUAAGGUCUUCACCGCCAAAGGUCCUCGUGACCGCCGUGUCAGAUUGUCGGCUCACACCGCCAUCCGAUUCUACGAUGUGCAGGACCGAUUGGGUUACGAUCGGCCCAGUAAAGCCGUCGAUUGGCUAAUCAAGAAGGCUAAAUUCGCCAUUGAUAAGCUUAAAGAACUUCCCCCUUAUUUCCCCAUUGUCAGCGGCUUAACAGACUCAAAUCCCAAAACAGGGGAAACAGAUUCCCCUGAAUUUGGUUUCCAGUUGCAGUUGCAAUCCGCCACCGGAAACUUCGCUCCGCCACCAGAAUCUUUAUUUCCGAUGAGCUCUGCCACUGUGUCCACUAAUUUCCAGGGCUAUCCGGUGAAUUUGAUUUCGCGGCCUACUGAUCCGGUUCGAGAUCUUGCUCUUUCUCUCCAUAACUUCCAUGAUUCUCGCGUAAUUCCAUCGGAGGAAGAUGGAAGUCAUUCGACGGCGAAUGACCAACGGCUCAUUGCUGAUUCGAUUCCGGCGAGUAAGAAGGAGAAGAUGCUGGACUGUGGCUGCAGCAGCCAUUGUUAGGGAAAAAUUCGGCAGCGGCGUUUUCCCAGAGGGUGUCGCUUCAGGCCAGUUUGGGGCAUUCGCUGCCGAUUCGUGAUUGGAGAAGUCAGAAUCGACAGCCGUCGGUUCUCGGCGGCCGAUUUGAUGGGUCAUCGGAGUUGCAUACGCCGUCGCAGAUUUCGAGGUGAAGGCGGGAAAGACGGCGUCGUUUGGGGACUCAUUCGUCGUCUCCGAAUUAUCGCCCGUAGAUAUGAUUUAUUCCAAUUCGAAAAUUACUAAUAUGAUUAUGGAGAAUGUAAUUGUUAAUUCAAAUUUAGUUGAAGUAUUUAUGAUUUAAAUUGCUAAACUUUUUAUUUGUUUUUAUUGAAACAGAUUUUUUUUUAGUAACAAACGAAAAAGGGGUUUACUUCGUACGUGUAGGGUGUUCUAUAUUUGGCUACACUUAAAAGGAAAAAAAUUUGGGUUCUCGUGA